Prorocentrum cordatum is the source of this 954-nucleotide messenger RNA. The record is from the annotation of a GenBank genome assembly. Lineage: Eukaryota; Dinophyceae; Prorocentrales; Prorocentraceae.
AUGAUCCACAAGUACCUCACGGAGCACAAGGUGCCCGACGAGACGUGCAUGCCCUAUCAGGCCAAGAACAUGGCAUGCGACGCCUCCAACAACUGCAGGAACUGCCUUCCGGACGGGAGCGAGACGGGCAAGUGCUGGCCGAUCAAACACUACACAGGCUAUGGCGUCAAAACGUAUGGCAACGUGUCCGGCGAGAAAGCCAUGAUGAAGGAGAUCUAUGCCCGCGGGCCCAUCGCCUGCUCCUUCGCCACCGACAUGCGCUUCAUGUUCCAGUACUCGGAGGUGGCCGUGCAGCACGAGGGGGUGUACGUCUCCAACAAGACCUUCACCGUGGACGACGUGGACCACGUCAUGGAGGUUGGUGGAAGGAGGGCGGAGGGCGGCAGAGAGGAGGAGGAGGAGGAGGAGGCGGAGGAGGAGGAGGAGAGGAGGAGGAGGAGGAGGAGGAGGAGGAGGAGGAGGAGGAGGAGGAGGAGGCGGGCAGCGGAGGGCCCCCCUCCUCCCCCCUCCCUUCGCCUCCCACCCUCCUCCCUUCCCUCUCUGGUGCCACUCAGGCGACGGUUCGAUUCCAGCAGGUCUCCCUGCUGGAGGGCAUUGCGCACGCCGGCCGCUGCACUGCUCAGAGUCAGAGGCAGAGAGGGCGUGGAGCUCAAGAGAAACUCCUCCUCCUCCUCCUCCUCCUCCUCCUCCUCCUCCUCCUCCUCCUCCUCCUCCUCCUCCUCCCUCCUCCUCCUCUCCUCCUCCUCUCCUCCGCCCUCCUCCUCCUUCUCCUCCUCCUCCUCCCCCCCUCCUCCUCCUCCUCCUCCUCCUCCUCCUCCUCCUCCUCCUCCUCCUCCCUCCUCCUCCUCCUCCUCCUCCUCGCCCUCUCUGCCGCCCUCCGCCCUCCCGCUCACCCCCACCACCCUGCCCCACCCUGGCCCCCCGCGCGUGGGAGCGCACGCGGGGGAGGACUGA